Protopterus annectens (West African lungfish) is the source of this 6341-nucleotide messenger RNA. RefSeq names its product tet methylcytosine dioxygenase 2 (gene TET2). Lineage: Eukaryota; Metazoa; Chordata; Ceratodontiformes; Protopteridae. The transcript is spliced from 9 exons. Gene Ontology annotation, cellular component: nucleus. Bases 39 to 5807 code for a protein of 1922 amino acids. Gene Ontology annotation, molecular function: DNA 5-methylcytosine dioxygenase activity. The record is from RefSeq and is a predicted model, not a curated record. Gene Ontology annotation, biological process: oxidative demethylation; myeloid cell differentiation; positive regulation of transcription by RNA polymerase II.
CAUAGGACAACAUUGUGGAUGGCGCCGGAGCAAGCCAGAUGGAAGAGGAUAGUGUCAGCCAUGUUGAAGACAAAAGACCAUGUCCAUUCUUAGCAUCUUAUCUGUCUUCUGUCCAGCAGUCUGACCAUUUUUUAUUAAAAUUACAACAUGGGACACUAUCUCCAGAUCCUGACAUCAAUGGUGCUAACAAAUUGGUGCAUUACAAAAGUAAUUAUGGCAAAAAGAUCUGGAGUGGUAACAUGGAGAAACUUUCAACAACUAGUCAUGAACAGGACAAUGCAGGACUUUCCAAAAGCAUGCAAAAUGGAACAAAGCGCACUUUCAGUGAACCAUUGUUGCCUGAGCUUGAAAAGGGAAAGAAAUCAAGACCAGAUGAGAUCGUAAAUGGACAAGAAAGCAAGUUUCAAGCAAAUGGCAGCCAGACAGAGGAAUACGGAGCAAAUCAGUGCAUGGAGGUCAACAGGCAAGCAAGUCAAUUAUCACACUUGAAAAAUGAUCAGAGUUUUAAUUUAAGGGGAUCAGAUCAUGCUGGUUUACAGACUCAGAAUGUCUACAAACUAGAUAAGAAAAAUGCUACCUGUCACAACGGGGAUGUUUUUUCAAAGAAGCUGUCAGUUUUUAAUGGUGCUACAGGCAAUGCCUCUUCCUUGGUAAAUAUGCGUGGUGAUCUGCUAGAGAAAACUCUCUCUCAGUAUUGCCCAGACCAAGUGUCUAUUGCAAAGAAAGGACACACAUCUCAUAUAAAUAAUGUUGACAGACAAAUAAUUAAACAGCUGUCCCAUGGUGCAGUCCUUUCAGCCCAUCCCUCAGAGUUAACCAUUUCCACUCAGAGCAGUUUGUCUGCAGUGUUUCAAGAACCACUAACAACAACUUCCAAAAUCAACAAUACACAAAAUAACAGCAUGACUGCAGGUGAGUUACAGUUAAGUCCACAACUGUUUCAGGCACAACAACAACAGCUACAACAGCAGCAGCAACAAGAUGACCAGCAGCUAAGGUUUGGCAUGAUUUUAACAAAUGGCCACAAUUUGAAAGAUAAUAUGACUCAGUCACCCCGUGGAAACUCUUCAGUAAAACCUAGCAAUGAUAUGCAUGCUUCAAGUAGCAGUAAUGAAUGUUUUACCAAACAAUCAGAUUUGCAAGAUAGUUUUUUCAAUCAAAGUAGUAGUCUCAAAGAAGAGCUCUACACCACCUCAUUGACGUCAUGUGGCAGACCUCAUAGCACUGGCCUCACAAAAGUAAUGCACUUUUACCCCAGUUCUAAUAACAUUCAUCAAGGUGAACCAUCCAUGAAGCCUCCUAUGUCAGCAAGUUUUCCUGCACUAUCUCAGUCACAAAAUGUGCAGGACAGAUUGUCAUAUCCAUCUGAAUUUCAUCAAGCAGCAGUUAAUGAGAACGGCUUGCAGUCAACUCUCUCACCACAUAAUCAGCAGCAUGAGGGAGUGAAACAAACUUCUCAGCAGCUCGCUCAUGACCUGCAGCCUCCUACAGGUUUACAUUAUCUGGCACAUACUCAACAACAAAGUUCAAAGCGUAACUUGAUGACACAGUUCAGCAAGCAGACGUCAGAAAUUCAAGACAAGACACACACACUCCCUUAUGGAGAGAAGGAAAUGGACAGUAUGUCCAAAACAGGAUCCUUCACUAAACAGAGCUGGAUAGCGUUAAACUGUACUGGAUCUCCGCAAAGUAUUUGUGCUAACAAGAACAAUGCAUCGCUGUUAAAAUCCUUUCAUCAUUUGCAGUCAGGUGACUCAGAACCUGAAGAAAAGCAGAAGCACCUGUAUACCUCAAACCCCAAUUCAGAAACCUGCAUACAGAUGCAGUCAUAUAAUCAGGACAUACCCCACUUAAAUGAAACUAAUCUGGCACACAGCUCUCAGAUGCAUUCCCUCUAUGUACAGCAGAUUCAGGAAAAUCCUGAGGUACAGUCUUAUGUGCCCCAGGGUUCUCAUUUUCAGGUUAGUAUGGAAUCAGAGAAUGAACAAAACUCUAAUCCCCAGAUACAGCAGCACUUAUUUCAGAAUCAUCACAGGACAGAAAGCAGUUUGCAAUUACACCACUUACAGCAAACAACACAACAGCAUCUUUGUGAAAACUCACCACAAUCAAGGGAACAUUCCAAGCAGGAUUCAAAAGCAUUCAACAGAAAUAAUACCAUACCACUAGACAAAACAUCUGAAGCUCUUCAAUCUGACACAGAGAGACACGUUAACUGUAUUAGAAUGAACAGUGCACAUACACUAUCUGCCCACUUUGAGCGACAUACCCCACAAAUGGAUCAAGACCAAGUCCAGAAUGCACUUAGAACAAAUUCAGCACAUGAAACUCCAGAAAGUCAAACACAGAAAUUUCAACACAGCAGUGCACAUUUUACAUCAGAUGAAAAAGAAAAAGCUGUAAACCAUAACUCCCCACCAUACCCAAAAGCAGUGAGGUAUACUCACAUUCCUCCAUGCCCAUCCACUGUAGGCUCUAAACAACUGCAAUCACAUCUUCAAAAAUGGGAGCUGCAAUCAGAGCUAACUUUAUCUUCACAAGCAGCACAGCAAAGGCAGAAAUUAAGCGAUUCAAGCAAAGAGUCUGUUCAGUGUACUGUUCUGCAGACAGAUCACCAGUUACCACCUCCAUACCUGCAAAGCCAGCAGUCAUGCAACCAACAAGGACAGCAAAGGGAUUGGAAGGAGACUGAAAAACAUGCUGCACUAAAGUGGUACCUUAUGCAAAAACAGCAGCAGCAAAUGCACAACCCAAAAUCCAUGGAUUCUGUUCACACAUCCCAGCCACUAAUAAGAGAUGUUAAUUCCCAGUCAGAUGCAGGACUGUUGCCACCAAUCAGCCAAUCAGAAACCAAGUUUUUAAAGAAGGCAAUUAAAACAGAGACUCCAUCUUAUGAGUGUGUAAAUGAUCGCCCAAAGAGCAUCAUAGAGACAAUGGAGGAACAUUUAAAUCAAAUUCAGAUAUCACCACUCUUUGAUCGACAUUCACAAGUGCUAAGGUCCCCUAUGCAUGUAAAGGUUGAAUCUUCUGGCCCGGUUACAGUUUUAUCAUCAAAUCUUAAGAGCAAAGAAGAUAAUGGCAGUGUUCCGCCUUCAGUGAUACAAGCAAUUUCCGCAUCUACAAGAACACCAACAAAGAAAUUAGCAACGUCUGCUCUUAGUAACUUUUUAGAGUCACCUUCAAAGUUACUGGAUACACCUAUCAAAAACUUAUUGGAUACUCCCCUUAAAACUCAGUAUGAAUUUCCAUCUUGCAGCUGUGUAGAACAGAUCAUUGAGAAAGAUGAAGGUCCUUAUUAUACACACUUAGGAGCUGGUCCAAAUGUACAAGCUAUCAGAGAAAUGAUGGAGAACAGAUAUGGCCAAAAGGGUAAAGCAAUAAGGAUUGAGAGGCUUACCUACACAGGAAAGGAAGGCAAAAGCUCUCAGGGAUGCCCUAUUGCAAAAUGGGUCAUUCGCAGAAGUAGUGAAGAAGAAAAGUUACUUUGUUUGGUGCGUGAACGACAAAAUCAUUCAUGUGAGACAGCAGUCAUAGUUAUCUUCAUCCUGAUAUGGGAUGGCAUUCCUCAGUCCCUGGCAGAUCAAUUGUAUGGGGAGCUUAAAGAUACGCUAUGGAAAUGUGGAGUCCUUACAAAUCGCCGAUGUGCAUUAAAUGAAGAACGUACCUGUGCUUGUCAAGGGCUGGACCCUGAGACUUGUGGGGCAUCCUUUUCAUUUGGCUGCUCCUGGAGUAUGUACUACAAUGGAUGUAAAUUUGCCCGAAGUAAAGUUCCAAGAAAGUUCAAGUUGCUUGGUGAUGAUCCAAAAGCAGAAGAAAGGCUAGAGCAGAACUUUCAAAACCUUGCAGAUCUGAUGGCACCCACUUACAAGAAACUGGCACCAGAUGCCUAUAACAACCAGAUUCAGUUUGAGCACAGAGCACCAGACUGUCGUUUGGGUACAAAGGAAGGCCGUCCAUUCUCAGGUGUUACUGCUUGCUUGGACUUCUGUGCACAUGCACACAGGGAUCUGCACAACAUGCAAAAUGGGAGCACUUUGGUAUGUACAUUAACAAGAGAAGACAAUCGAGAAAGUGGUAAAAUUCCAGAAGAAGAACAACUUCACGUGUUGCCUUUGUAUCGAAUUUCCUCUGUGGAUGAGAACGGAAGCAAAGCGGGUCAAGAGGAAAAGUUCAGGAAUGGUUCGAUCCAAGUUCUUACAUCUUUUCGUUGUAAAGUAAGAAAGUUGCCUGAGCCUGCUAAGACAUGUCGGCAGAAGAAAUAUGAAUCAAAAAAAGCACUGGCAGAAAAGAACGCCCAACAAGAGAAUAUUUCUUGCAAAACAGAAAAGGAUAAAUCUGGCUCAGUGAAGAACAAACACUCUAAUUCGGAGAAUACCACUCCAGAAAAGAAGCCAGAUACUUCAAGUAGUACUUUGGAGUUCCAACACUUUUCCAACAAUCGUCAUCCAGUUUCUGAAAUUUCUUACCCAAGGUCAAAACCACCUUCAAAUUUUUAUUUAAGAUUUCCUAACUCAGCACAUCCAGAUCCGGUUUCAUCUCAUUCUGUGAAUUCUUACCCAGGAUCUUCAGCACAGACUAAUGCCUACAACAAUUUGUCUUAUUUAAACCAAGCCAAUUCACUGACUGCUUAUACAGGAUCCCUGAAUCACAGUACUCCAUAUGCAGAAUACCAGUUUAAUGGAAACAUGACUACUGACAAUUGUCCUCCAUAUAUAGGCCCCUAUCUUCCUCACUCCCAGCACUUAGACAUGUAUCAUUACCCAAGUCAUAACGCACUAAAUAAGCUGGGACUUCCACCGUUUCAUACAGUGUGUCGACAACAGUAUGAUGGUGGGCAAGUAUAUGACCCCAGAUAUUUUAGUUAUCUAGGUCAAAAUGCACAAGUUGAUGGUUACAGUGGCUACAGCAUGAGACCUAAUAUUCCCCAGAUUGGAUCGUAUCCUCCAUUUGGUCAUGUCCAUCAGCCUGAACCUCAUUUUAUGGAAGCUGCUUCUAGUCUAACAUCAAUGUUAGACCAUUCAAGUCUAGACUAUGCAUCUAUGAGCAAAGGUAACCACUAUUAUCAACAUCACAACCCAUAUCUACUUCAUGAACAUAAUCCAUCCUCAUCUGUUUUUAGCAACAACCAAAGCCAUCUCCCACUACAAAAUAAAGAAAGUGAAUUGAAUCUGUUCCCAGUUAAUGGUAUUUCAAGAAUCCUUCCAUCUUUUAACCAUGAGAGAUCUGAUCAUCUCCAAGGACAAAUAAAUGCAACAACAAAUCUUAAUGUUCAGGGCAGACUGCCACAAGUGUUUGAACAAAAUGGAUCAUCUACAAAGGAAGAUACAGAUGAUGUCUGGUCAGACAAUGAACAUAACUUCCUGGAUCCUGAAAUUGGUGGUGUAGCUAUAGCACCAUCUCAUGGUUCAAUUCUCAUUGAAUGUGCAAAGAAAGAAUUGCAUGCAACAACACCAUUGAAAGAUCCAGACAGAAGACAUCCAACCAGGAUAUCACUUGUGUUUUACCAGCACAAGAGUAUGAAUGAACCAAAACAUGGGUUGGCUCUUUGGGAAGCAAAAAUGGCAGAAAGGGCCAGAGAAAGAGAGGAAGAAUGUGAAAAAUAUGGUCCAGACUAUGUGCCUGCUAAAUCAUAUGGUAAAAAGGUAAAGAGAGAGCCUAGUGAGUCACAUGACCAUUCUGAACCAACAUCUAUGCGUUUUAUAAAGUCUAUUACACAAAGGACUAUAUCUGGUACCACUGACUCCUUAGUUAAUACAGCUACAUAUGCCUUUACACGGGUUACAGGGCCUUACAACAAAUGCAUUUGAGUAUACUUCUGGUUACCUCAUUAAUAUAAACUUAACUGAAUAGGGUAGUUGUACUAUGGCAAAUGAGGAGUGCAGUAUUCAGUUCCAAAAUGGUGCACACAAUGACCUCAGCACACCAGCAAGGUUAAGAUAACCUCGCUUUUGAAAAUACUUCUAUUAAAAGUGUUCAUAGAUGACAAAUAAGGAACACAACCAAAGUGUGCUAUGCAAAGCAAGGUAUUCAAGAAUUUAUACAUGUACCUGUUACUUUUUCAUGUAGAAAUAAUCUAAAAUUGUAACAUUUAACACAAAAGCACAUCUGUGACCUCUUUUAAUGUUGAAUUUCUUCUAUACCUCUUGCUGAGGGUGCAAGACAAUUCUGAUCCACUAAUACCUAGCAUCUUACUGUAUAAUCUGGUGCUAAUCAUCUCAUGUAUUGAAACGGUGGAAUUAGAGUUUUCCAAUUUUGUAAUGAUUUUGAAGUAAUUGCAUUUUGGAAAACUGCACUAGAUUUUGUGUAAACACACACAAAAAUGCAUAUACACACACACACAC